CUAAUUAUAUAUGAAUAGUCUACUCCUGAAGGAAAUCCCCAAGGUCUAAACGAAACCGAAACUAUCUCAUAUCAUCGAGAGGAAAAUGCGAAUGUGAAAGAGUCUAACAUGGACUAUACGUUGUCGUCUCCGAUAAAAACACGUAUUCCUCCUUUAUUCUUUGUCUGUGUUUAGAAAUAAAUAAACGUCGCGUGAUGGAGCUCAAACUGCAGUAUGUUAAAGCGCUGCUCAUGGAUCUGGUGAUGAGCUGUGUGCUACAUUACAGCUCAAACGCGUUUAUAAAGAGUAGCUGCAGUGUGUUUCUCGUUGCUCAGCUGUGGCUCGUGGCGGCUGUGAAGUGGAUUUGUCUCCGGUGUUUUCUGCUCGGCAGCUGGAGUGAGGUGACCGUGCGGCGCUGUGUGGCCGUGUCGUGCUUGAUGUGUCCGGUUUAUGAAAGCGGCCUCACGCUCCUCAUGAACACUCAGCCGGAAAACUGGAGCGGUUCUCUGUCUUGCCCUGGAAAAACUAUUGCUUCUACAGCUGCAACACUUAUAGCGUGUUUGUUCUGGGAAGUAAGCUUUCCAAGCGCUAAAAGCGCGACUGAUGAAGGCUCAGAAAGCGCGGAGAAGAAGCAGAGAAACCGGGCGCUCUUCAUGCGAGUGGUGCGUUACUCCAAACCCGAUGCGCCUCUGCUGAGUGGAGCCUUUGUUUUUCUCUCUCUGGCUGUCAUAUGUGACAUGUUCAUUCCAUUCUACACGGGAAAGGUCAUAGACAUCCUGGGAGAAGAGUACUACCAACCAAACAGCUUCAUGUCAGCAAUCUUUCUAAUGGGUCUCCUCUCACUGGGCAGCUCUUUGUCCUCUGGGUUGCGUGGAGGUCUGUUCAUGUGCACUCUGUCCAGCCUGAACAAGAGAGUUCGCCUCAUGCUCUUUAAUGCUUUGGUCAAACAGGAGAUAGGAUUUUUUGAGGAUAAAAAGACCGGGGACUUGACAUCACGUCUAUCUACCGACACCAAGCUCAUGAGUCAAUCAGUGGCGAUGAAUGUGAACAUCCUCCUGCGCAGCUUGAUCAAGAGUGUCGGUGUCCUGUAUCUGAUGCUCAGCCUGUCCUGGAAACUCACCCUGCUCACGUUCAUCGAAACCCCGCUGAUUGCCAUCACUCAAAAGAUUUACAACACACACUAUGAGCAAUUAUCAAAAGAAGUUCAGGACUCGGUGGCCAGAGCCAAUGAGACAGCAGGAGAAGCGGUUGCCGGGGUGAGGACUGUACGCAGCUUCCACAUGGAACAUGGUGAAGCCUGUCGUUAUGACAACCGAUUGACAGACACUCACAACCUGAAGACUCGCAGAGAUACAGUGAGAGCAGUCUACCUGUUAGUGCGACGGGUGAUGUCAUUAGGCAUUCAAGUUCUGAUAAUGUACUACGGUCGUCAGCUCAUCAAAUCAGGAUGCAUGAGUACAGGCAACCUUGUGUCCUUCAUCCUCUACCAGGGUAACCUGGGAUCAUACAUUAGGAGUCUUGUCUACAUGUAUUCUAACAUGCUGAACUCUGUGGGUGCAGCCGCUAAAGUUUUUGAGUACUUGGACAGAAAGCCUUUAGUGAGCAUCGAUGGAAGUCUAAACCCUGAAACCCUGGCUGGACACGUCCACUUCAACAACCUCACCUUCUUCUACCCAACUCGACCUGAUCAACCAGCUCUCAAGAACUUCUCUGUGGAGUUGAAGCCGAGUCAGAUGACGGCUCUGGUGGGAAUGUCAGGAGGGGGGAAGAGCACCUGUGUGAGUCUCCUGGAGGGAUUCUACCAACCUCAGCAGGGACAGAUUCUGUUAGACGGACAACCACUGCAGAACUACCAGCACAAGUAUUUACACCAGAAGGUGGCCAUGGUGGGUCAGGACCCCGUGCUUUUCUCUGGCUCCAUCCGGGACAACAUAGCUUACGGUUUGACAGACUAUGAUCAGAAAAAGGUGGAGGAUGCAGCCAGAGAAGCCAAUGCCCAUGAAUUCAUCAGUCAACUAGAAAAAAGAUAUGACACAGAUGUUGGAGAGCGUGGUUGUCUUCUCUCUGGAGGUCAGAAGCAGCGCAUUGCUAUCGCCAGAGCUCUGAUCAGACAACCUCAGGUCCUCAUAAUGGACGAGGUCACCAGCAGCCUGGACACUGAAAGUGAACGCAUGGUUCAAGAUGCUCUGGCCCGUCAUCCCAACCAGACCUUGCUGGUGAUUGCACAUAGGCUGAAAACUAUUGAGAGGGCAGACCAGAUCAUUGUGAUUGACAAAGGGGAGGUUGUGGAGCAAGGGACUCAUCAGGAACUCAUGAAGAACAAAGGAAAUUACUAUAAACUGAGAGAGAGGCUCUUCACUGAGGAAAAAGAAGCUGAUGAGAAGGUGGACGAACAGGAAUGAGGUUCUUAAUCAUCUUCCAAGAAUACAUUACUGUUUAUAAAAAUUAGCAGCAUAACAGAAUUUGUUUCCUUUUAAUGUUUUGCUUUUUGUCAUCUUUGAG
Carassius carassius (crucian carp) is the source of this 2481-nucleotide messenger RNA. RefSeq names its product antigen peptide transporter 2-like. Gene Ontology annotation, cellular component: membrane. Lineage: Eukaryota; Metazoa; Chordata; Actinopteri; Cypriniformes; Cyprinidae. Gene Ontology annotation, molecular function: ATP binding; ABC-type oligopeptide transporter activity; ATP hydrolysis activity. The coding region runs from base 195 to 2381 and encodes 728 amino acids. Gene Ontology annotation, biological process: transmembrane transport. The record is from RefSeq and is a predicted model, not a curated record. The transcript is spliced from 11 exons.